AUGGCGUUCUCUCCCGUGGCCGUAGACUCGGAGGUGUCGCCGGAGCCGGGCGGCAGUGGGAACCCCGGCCAGGAGGUGGAUGGAGAGCUGGAGUUGUUACCACGGCUAGGCGAGAGGCCGGUGCCCGGGCACCGCCUGAAGGAAGUGGUGGGUGCGUCUUUGGCGUCUCUGUGCCUCGGUCCCCUCGCAGGACCGCAGCGCCUCGGGACCCUCGUGGAUUGCCUGGUGCUGAACUACCGCCUGCGGCUGGGGCUGAGCUGGAGUCGGGACCGCGGGGCCGCGGAUGCGGGGCCACUGCGCUGCUGCGGCUGCGGCAGGUUCCUGUGCGAGCCGGUGACCGUCCCGUGCGGGCACACCUACUGCCGUCGCUGUCUCCGGAGGGAGCUGCGGGCCCGCUGCCGCCGCUGCCGGGACUGGCUGUUGCCGGCGGGGGGCACCAGCACGGCCGCUGCCCCACUGCGGACCAGCGUCGUCCUCAGCCAGCUGGCCGAGAAGUGGUUCCCGAGCGAGUGCGAGAGAGCGAGAACCGGGACCCGGCUGGAGGAGCUGCUGGCCCAGGGUCGCUUCCGAGAGGCGCUAGGCGCCGCCAGCCAGGCUCUGCGAGCAGAUUCCAGUGACUUGAUGCUAAGAAUUUACAGAGCUGAGUCAUAUGUUGGCCUGCAAGAAUAUAAAACAGCCAUAGAAGAUCUAAAUUUUGUUAUUUCUAAAAUGCCAAACUGGCCAGAGGUCUACUUCCGGAAAGGAAAAGUGCUGCAAGACUCUGGCUUUGUAGGUGAUGCCUUACAAUUGUUUCUCCAGUGCUUAGCCUUUGAUGAGGACUUUCUUCCAGCCAGACAAGAAGUAGAAAGGACACUGUGUGAUGUGCUGUCUCCAGAGAAGUUAGGAGAGAGUCUGAAGGAAUCUGUUUGGAAUUCACCACAUAUUCGAAAUAAACCCUCUGUGCUUGGGUCUGAGGUGAUUGACUCUUACUGCAACUCACAGCUUUGUCCUGAGCAGACUUUAGGAGGGGCAGAUGAACUGGAGCCUAUAAGUGGAAACUUAAGUCGUGCACAGUCUGCCCAUGCUCUUAACUCAACAAAAGAUCUUGCCAAGGACGAUGGCUUAAAGAGAGUGUCUUCUGAGCCCCUUCUCUCUGGCCAAGAAAAAGGUGCUUUGUUGAAAAGAAAGCUUUCCUUUUCAGAGCACGAUACAGUUCUGUGUGAAGAUGGAAGAAACAAACACAAAAAGCAAGGAGAAAGUACCAAAAGGGACAGGACACUGGAUUUUGGAACAAUUCCAGGGGAUUUGAUUGAUGUAUCAGAUUUUGAGUGUUCUCUAUGUAUGAGGCUGUUCUUUGAGCCGGUGACAACCCCCUGUGGACACACCUUUUGCAAAGGUUGCUUGGAACGGUGUUUAGACCACGCUCCUCAUUGUCCUCUCUGUAAGGAGAGCUUGAAAGAGUACCUUGCAAGCAGAAAAUACAGCAUCACAGAACUGCUGGAGGAAUUAAUCAUGAAAUAUUUGUCUGAUGAAUUAUAUGAGAGGAAAAGAAUUCAUGCUGAAGAAACUGCUGAACACUCAAACUUGACCAAGAAUGUCCCAAUGUUUGUUUGCACUAUGGCAUAUCCUACUGUGCCUUGCCCUCUGCACGUCUUUGAGCCAAGAUACCGACUGAUGAUCCGCAGGAGCAUGGAGACUGGCACCAAGCAGUUUGGGAUGUGCAUCAGUGAUCCCCAGAAUGGUUUUGCAGGUUAUGGAUGCAUGCUACAAAUCAGGAAUGUUCAUUUUCUCCCUGAUGGACGGUCUGUGGUUGAUACAGUUGGUGGGAAGAGAUUUAGAGUUCUACAGAGAGGGAUGAAAGAUGGGUACUGCACUGCAGACAUCGAGUAUUUGGAAGAUGUGAAGGUUGCUGAUGAAGAAGAACUAAAGAAGCUGAGAGAACUUCAUAAUUUGGUUUACAAUCAGGCCUGCAGUUGGUUCCAAAACUUAAGAAACAAAUUUCGCACUCAGAUUCUUCAACACUUUGGGCCAAUGCCUGGCAGGGAGGAAAAUAUACAGGCAAUGCCCAAUGGUCCUGCUUGGUGCUGGUGGCUCCUAGCUGUCCUGCCAGUGGACCCCAGGUACCAGCUGUCCGUUCUCUCCAUGAUGUCUCUGAAGGAGCGUCUGAUAAAGAUCCAGCACAUCCUCACCUACUUCUCCAGAGACCAGUCCAAGUGACUAACCGCCUGCGUCUUCCGCCACCGAUACUCACUGCUGGUUGGAGUAGCAGCUGGAGUGUUUGCUGCCUUUGCACAUCUGGCGCUGGUUUGAGCAGUGUGAUGGAGCUGCGUCAUGUGCUGACGGAGCUGCGUCGUGUGCUGACGGAGCUGUGUUGUCUCUUCUCCCCCACUCCUGGCUCCCUGCCCUGGGGGGCUCUUUGAAUGCACACUUUGCUCACCAACAGAGGAGGCCCCUGGUGACUGCCCAAGCCAGCUCCAUCUCUGUGUCGCAUUACCUACAUGACAAUUUGCACUAUGUAGAAGAGAACUUUCUGGAGACUUGAGCAUUUUAGCCACUGACUUUCUAAAGCUGUGGGAAGUGCAGGACUUAAGGCUGACAGUCCAAGUUUACAACGCUGUGGAGGUAUUCAAGGUGUUGCGGAUGUUUUUGCCUCAUACAACUGUUCUUUUGCUGUUUGCACAAAUAUUUGAGACCUAGUAUUGAAUGUCACUGCUGGAUACUCCACUACUCCUGGUGAAUUAUCCUGACCAUGAACAUGGCACAGGUGGUUAAGUUAUCUUCCAGAUGUCUGCAUGACAGAACAGGUGACAUGAUGAACUGUUUUGCUGACCAGAGAGCCAAUUCUAAGGAAAAAAUGCAAAAAAAACAAAAGGUACUUCUGUCUAAAAAUAUUUAAACUGUGAAUAUGGUUUACAUGCCUAGGCCUGUACAUGUCAAAGAGGAAGUUGAGGACUAAAUGCUAGUACCAGAUAGAUUUCUCCUGGGCUUUCCAGGCUGGCUGUUCUUCCAGAGCACACACUUAGCUUAUAGAGGUUAGGAGAACUCGAUGAGGGUGGGGGUGUGUGUGUUGGGGAUUGUGCAUCCAGGAUUUAAAAGCUUCAAGUUUCAUUUGAACUUCUUCAGUUGGUGCAAAUGUGAGUUCUAUUGCCUUACUCAUACCAGUAGAGCACACUGCAGCGGCAAGGUUAGCAUCAUGCUGCCAAUAGGUACUUUUUGUAAUAAGAGGUUUGCAUAUUUGUGAAUAUGUCUGAUACUGGCUUUCUGUAAAUCAUUUGUAAAGUAUUUCUUAAA
Messenger RNA from Indicator indicator, 3270 nucleotides. RefSeq names its product LON peptidase N-terminal domain and ring finger 1 (gene LONRF1). The transcript is spliced from 12 exons. The coding region runs from base 1 to 2196 and encodes 731 amino acids. The record is from RefSeq and is a predicted model, not a curated record. Gene Ontology annotation, molecular function: protein binding. NCBI's taxonomy places the organism in Eukaryota, Metazoa, Chordata, Aves, Piciformes, Indicatoridae.